CGUGCAUGGGCUGCAGGGUCAUCCUCAAAGGACCUGGUCCUGUCCUUCUCCGCCACCUCCUGCGCAAUUGGACUCUCAAAAGACAUUUUGGAAGAAAUUGAUGUGCAAGCCACUAGGCCGCGGCAAUGAACAGCCGAGAUCAUCCAGGCAGGAUGCAACCGCACUCCCCUUUCCUAAAGAGCCUACAGCGACUGUUUUCUGGCCUCGGGACCUCUUGCCAUAUGACUGUCCCGACGCAAGAAUCCUGACAUGGGGAUACAAUACAAUGAUUACAAAUCGCCAUAGUGCAGCAAACCAAGAUGAUAUCUUCGCGCAUGCCAAAAAUCUGCUAUUUACACUCCAGAGAGAGCAUACGAAGGACAAGGACCGAAGACUCAUCUUCGUUGCUCACUCGCUUGGAGGUAUCAUUGUGAAGGAAGCCCUUCGCCGUUCGCAGGACGCGACGGAGCCCGCGAUUCACGGUAUAGUGGAGUCCACCUCUGGAAUCGUGUUUCUAGGAACACCUCAUGGUGGCAGUGCCUCUUUCGCGACUGUCGGUGAUGUGAUCCGCAGGAUUGCGAGCACAAUAUUACGCAUGGACACCAAUCCAGCCAUAUUACGCGCCCUUGGACUUCACAGCCCCGAGCUGGAACUCGGAAGAGAGUCUUUCAUUGCAUUAUGGAGAUUGUACGACUUCAACGUCAAAACGUUCCAGGAAGCACUGCCUCUGACGGGCGUCAACGUGGGACUGCUAAAUGAAAAGGUUGUGCCGAAGCAAUCGUCCUCGCUCGGUGAUCCUAGAGAACGUGCCGAGACUAUUGAAGCCAAUCACAUGAACAUGUGCCGAUUCUAUGGAGCCGACGACCCUCGCUACAACCAGCUCAGAGGGGAACUCAAGAACCUGGUCGAAGAGAUCUCGGCAACCACGCGAGCGGUAGUGCAGCAAGGCACAGACGCCUCACAGGCAGAUCUGCACGCCUGCUUGUCGUCCCUGAAAUAUGCGGAUAUGGCAUUGAGACAACUCAGCAUACAUUCACCAAUGAAAGACACCUGCAAUUGGCUAUUCGCGGACAAAACUUACCUCAAUUGGUACCACCGCAGAGACGCUGACUCUCAUCAAGGUCUACUCUGGAUUAAGGGAAAGCCAGGUAGUGGAAAAUCAACCCUGAUGAAAGAAGCUCUCCGGCGGACAUCGGUCGACGCAGAGGCAGAGGACAAACUCCUUAUGUCAUACUUCUUCAACGCGCGGGGAGGUGAACUUGAAUACUCAGCUCUUGGUCUCUUCCUCUCUUUGGUGUUGCAGAUUGUAGACAAUGAUUGGCGAGCCCAAGCUAAGAUCCUGAAGAUGUAUGUGGAGAAGAGAGCGUCUACAGCUCAGACAGUAGCCUGGCACCAGGCUGAGCUGGAGGGUUUCCUGGCGGACUGCCUUUCUCAUCAGUCGAUAGAGCAGCGGAUCGAGAUCUACAUCGACGCUCUAGAUGAAUGCGAUGAGCCAGAAGCUCGAAGAGUGGUUGAUUUUUUCCGAGAACUUAGUUCUUCAGCCUUUGCCCAUGGGUCCAAUCUCAAUGUUUGCUUCUCAAGCCGUCACUAUCCUAACAUAUCUGUGCCAGACUGUCCUGAAGUGAUAGUCGAGCAAAGAAACAAAGAUGACAUUGAAAGAUAUGUGCAAACUACCUUACGAAGGACCCAUGCGUCCUACCAGACGUCUCUGCAGGAGAUUGCCGUGACGGUCAUCCAGAAAGCAUCAGGAGUGUUCCUAUGGGUCGUCAUUGUUCUUCAGAUGUUGCGAGAGGACGCGGACAGAGGCUCACCAUGGGAAAUGAUGCAACGCAGACUUGACGAUAUCCCUACAAAGAUGGCUGAUCUUUUCGCGGAGCUCUUUAAGAACCUCAACAUGAAAGACAGAGAGGAGGCUCUGCAAAUGUGGCGCUUGGUUAUCUGCACACCUUUUCGCAUGCACCUAGUGGAGUUGCAUGAAGCUAUAUCUUUUGAUCGCACCGGACGAGCAUCGAAAUAUAGUUUUGGCGCCCAGUACUAUUGGGUCAAUGACGAACUUCACAGAACACGAUUGAGACUAUUGUAUCUGUCUCGGGGGCUCCUUGAAGUGGUCUCUUCCGACGAAGAAAAUUCCCUCGAUGGGUCGGUAGUCCAGCCAGUUCAUGAAACCGUCAAGGAGUUCUUUGCUGACAAAGGCUUUCUGCUGUUCGGUGUCAACACCCACCGCGACGCGAUCGGACAGGGGCAUUUCGUACUGAGUAAAUUGUACUUCCAUUAUCUCUGCUCGGAGAAAGUGGGUCAUUCUCGGACGGACACUCACCUCCACAUCAACAAGCGAAAAUGGCCAUUGCUAGCUUACGCCUGUGAUUGGCCAUCCUAUGCGCGUAAGGCCGAUAUACUAGGGUUUGUGGCCUCAUAUCUCCUUGACGGGUCUGAUCUUUGGAAGGCUGGCUUGGUUCGCGAAUGGAAGAAGGUCGAAGAUCCAUCAGUUCCGAAGCGUAAGCUCCCUACAUGCGCUCGACAUGACACGAUCUUGUCAUUUCUUUGUGCUCAGCAUCUUUUUUCCACGGCGACGCACCUCAUCCAGAGACCAGAUUUCAGGGUCCAUGAAAUGGACUCACGUGGCCACACUCCAUUGCACAACGUUUGUGGCGAGGCCGACUGGGAGCUGGGUCAACAGCUGGAACGGUUGCUUCAUUUGAUUCAGAGAACGAAGGUGGAUGGAAAGCAACAUCAUCCAGAUGUGUCUCGGUUUCCGAUACGGAUGAUACGGCUGGGCCCCACAUGGCCGGGUUGGUGCCUAAAUAUAGUGGAGGACCGUCUAGAAAUGUCGCAGUCUCAGAAGCUGAGCCCGAAGCUGGAUGCCGAGCUUGAUGUUACGGCCGCUGAAGUUGCGGAAGUGAUGGGCCGAGCGCUGUGUCACCAACAAGGACGAAACCUGGAUUCCAAGCUGGAUGUUAAGGCGCUGGAUAUGGAGGAAGUUCUGAAAGAGGCGCUAUGUUGGGAGCAGGAACGGAAGGUGGAUUCGGAGCUGGACGCUAAGGCUGCCACCCUGGCGGAGAUUCUGAUGCGCAAAGGCGCUGAUCCCAGAGCUAUUGCACAGGACAGACGUUCACCCGUGGAUAUCGCAAAGUCUCGGGGCAUGAAACAAACGCUGAAGGUGCUUACUCGAACAUCGACAGCCACCGACCUCAGCUCUCUCCCGACAGACAGCCUGGUGGAACCGUUAUCCCGAGAAUUAGCUGGCUUGGCUGAGCCAGCGGCGGCUGUGGGGAAAUUUAUACCAGAUCUUGCGCUGGAACAGCAGUAAGUCCUUGAGUCCAUGUUGCUCCAAUGAGGAGGCUGUGGCUGGCAUGAC
Molecule: messenger RNA, 3334 nt
Organism: Exophiala viscosa
Lineage: Eukaryota; Fungi; Ascomycota; Eurotiomycetes; Chaetothyriales; Herpotrichiellaceae
Exons: 3
Coding region: 101-3286 (1061 amino acids)
Source: RefSeq, a predicted model, not a curated record